AAACUGACGGAUUAAGAGAUCCAGGCGGAUUGUACUAUGGAUUCAAGGAUUUUAAGGUUCACUGUGUUUUUCCUCGUCUUUUCAUUCGCAGAGGGCUGGUGGUUUCAAUCACCACAAGUUUGUUACGGAGAUCUGGGAUGCUUCUCUUUGAGUUACCCGUUCAUCAACACGUUUGGAAAGUUGCCAAAGUCACCUUCUGAGAUAGAUACUAAGUGCUUCCUUUUCACUCGAAGUUCCUCAAUGAACUUUGAGGAACUAGUGCCUUCAAGCCUCAACGAGCUCAAGCCAAUUAAAAUGAUAAUUCACGGAUUCGCCGAGUCUGCAGAAAAGCAAUGGGUCGAGGACAUGGUCACUGAAUUACUGGAAUAUGAUGACUAUUACGUCAUCGUCGUUGAUUGGCGUAAAGGCGCAGCGAUGGAGUAUCUGCAAGCGGUUGCUAAUACAAGAGUUGUAGGAGCAGUAUUAGCUCAACUUCUUCAAGUUUUGAGGGAUGAAAACGGCUUCGACCCUGCUGACAUGCACAUCAUUGGAUACAGCCUAGGUGCACAUAUAGCGGGAUACAUCGGCGAGAACUUUGCAAAUAUUGGCAGAAUAUCAGGGCUAGACCCAGCUGGCCCAGCAUUUGAGAACACUGAACCGGUAGUUCGUUUGGACCAAACUGAUGCAAUGUUUGUAGAUGUCAUCCAUACAGACACCAAACAUAUAUUUAAUCCUGGUUUAGGCAUAAAACGGCGGUCCGGCACGGUGGAUUUCUAUCCAAAUGGAGGAAAAGAUCAACCCGGAUGUUCCACAGUCCUUUAUGCACUUAUGGACUGGCUUAGCGACGCAGAUUCUCAGGAUCUGGUUAGUGACCUGUCUUGCAGUCAUCGGCGUUCAGUGGAGCUUUUCAUCGAAUCAAUCAACACCGCGUGUCUAUUUAAAGCAUACCCGUGCCCCGACUUAUCCUUGUCAAGUUCGUGCAAUUCUUGUGGCACCGGAUGUCACCGGAUGGGAUUUCAUGCAAGCACUUCAAUGAAUCCGGGACAAUUCUACGUACAAACAAAUCAAGCCGGACCUUAUUGUAUGGAAUAUCAUUAAGAUGUACCAAAACGUUUUUGUAGCGUCAAGAUAGUUACUUAUUCCCUAUUCGUUUUUUUCAUUCGUGGUGAAAUUAUCUUAGUAAUGUCCAAAACUAAGGCUUCACGUAACCUUUUAAAACGCAUUUUUCUAUCAAUAGAACCCUGCUACAGUACAAUCUAACUAAAAAUCCGAGAAUGAAUAAACGAAUGUUGAAUAGGUUACUGUUUACUUAACCCUCGAUAUUCGCCAGAAAAUAUUCGGUCGAAUACAUAUUUAUAAACAUACUUAUCUGCCAAAAGGAAACAUGUGUAACCAGCUGGUACAGUACAGUCUGGCUAAAGUAUUCCUUGAUUGUGCAAAAACUGAAUGUGGAAUAAGUAACUAAUUCGCUAGAAACUGCCUGAUGGACUGUCGACAUAGGAAACUUAAAAACCAUCUUGCAAUUUAAGAAACAAUUCCUUGGUAAUUACAGUUGCAGACCACUAAAUCAAGCGAAAAGAUAAGAUGUCAAUUUAAAAAAGACCUAAGCUCGACUGAGUUGCAAUUCACGUUUUGAUGUCAUGUUGGUUUACUAAAUUAUGCUAA
Messenger RNA from Mercenaria mercenaria, 1644 nucleotides. Its product is annotated as pancreatic lipase-related protein 2-like. The transcript has 6 exons. Gene Ontology annotation, biological process: lipid metabolic process. Gene Ontology annotation, molecular function: lipase activity. Bases 37 to 1077 code for a protein of 346 amino acids. The record is from RefSeq and is a predicted model, not a curated record. Lineage: Eukaryota; Metazoa; Mollusca; Bivalvia; Venerida; Veneridae.